Molecule: messenger RNA, 816 nt
Organism: Epithele typhae
Lineage: Eukaryota; Fungi; Basidiomycota; Agaricomycetes; Polyporales; Epitheliaceae
Exons: 5
Coding region: 1-816 (271 amino acids)
Source: RefSeq, a predicted model, not a curated record
AUGGACGCUUGCUACUGCAGUCUCUGCGACAAGUAUUUCAUGGACAUCGAGUCCCGUGCCCGGCAUCUCUUGCACGCAACAAACCAUCCGAAGUGCGAAAAGUGCAACCGUUACUUUGCCAACCGCAACUCUUUGAGAAACCACUACGUCAUCUCCCAUAGACACCACUACUGUCGCACAUGCGAUAUCGACUUUGAAACUGAAGCGGGUCUUGAAACUCACCUUCGCUUCGCUGCAGUCCACCGUGAUGACUCCGAAGACGACUACGUUGACGACGAGGACGUAGACGACUCUUAUGAAGGUUGGGAAGAUGAGGAGGGAAGACGUCUAUUCCCUGACGCCGAUGACGCCUACCCCGACGUCCCUGUUAUGUUCGACGACCAGACCGACCCCGAGGACGAGUACUGGGACGAGGACGACCAGCCUCCCCCGGAGGAUGACAACUACACCGGCUGGGCGCCCGUGCCGCGCAGCGAGGCUGACAACCCUCCUGCUAGUGUUGAAAAGUCACCCGACCCUUCGCAGCCCUCUACCACCAUCACCUCCUCGGCCCGCCCGCAUAAGGUCGCCGGUCCCACUAGCUCCGGCUCCGACGAGGAUACCACCCCAACGCUCUCACUCGACUGCACCAUCUGUCUCGAGCAAAUCAGGGGUCCCACCGCCACCCACUGCGGGCAUAUCUUCUGUCGUGGCUGCAUCACCGAAGCCCUCGAGGUCAAGAAGAUGUGUCCCGUCUGCCGCCGCCCCGCAUCUCCGAAGCACCUCAGGACGCUCUUCUUCAACGCUCCUCAGGGCGGCGAGACUCAGGCAGAGUAG